UGUAUGAAAGUAGUUCCGGCCACUUAACCCAAACGGAGGGGGAAAAAGUCCCGGAUGUUGGCUGUUGGCUCGGCCGCCGAGAGAAAGGCGAGAACGGGAGAGAAGCUGAAGAGAGAGGGACGCCACGGCAACACCGCGGGCACACACACAACCGGCGAAGCUACGGUUCUUUUUACAACCGGACGGUAACACCAAGAGCACCGGGACACUCCCGGGGAGCCCGCUGCUAGCUGAAGAAGAGGAGGUUGGAGGAAGGAAGAGGAGGGGGCAGUUACUGUGAAACUACCGUCAGGAUUAACACACACAGAGAGAGGAGCCGCCGAGCAGCUUUCACCCACAAGUCGACCUACAGAAGACGUCAUGCUGAUUUCUUGAGCUGAGGGAGACUUCAUCCUCAACCUGCCACUCGUCUCCGUUUGUUAUUCCACACCUGGUCCGCUCUCCAUCAGUCACCGAGCACCAACAGCAACCACCUCCACCACCACCUUUUCCCCACCCCCCCUCCUGCCCAGCCUGCCGUCACCAUGACGUCGGAGCUGGAGAGCAGCCUGACCUCCAUGGAUUGGCUCCCUCAGCUGACCAUGCAGGCGGCCAUCCGCAAGGCGGACGCCCAGAAUGCCCACGGGCCAGGCAUGGGCAAGAAGAGUGCCCUACUGGAUCCUAACACCACGCUGGACCAGGAGGAGGUGCAGCAGCACAAGGACGGCAAGCCGCCCUACAGCUACGCCAGCCUCAUCACGUUUGCCAUCAACAGCUCGCCAAAGAAGAAGAUGACACUGAGCGAGAUCUACCAGUGGAUCUGUGAUAACUUUCCCUACUACAGGGAAGCGGGCAGCGGCUGGAAGAACUCAAUACGGCACAAUCUGUCAUUGAACAAGUGUUUUCUCAAAGUGCCUCGCUCCAAAGAUGACCCAGGAAAGGGCUCUUACUGGGCCAUCGACACCAACCCAAAGGAGGACGCCUUGCCCACACGGCCAAAGAAGAGGCCGCGGUCUGGAGAGCGGGCUUCUACGCCGUACAGCCUGGAGUCGGAGUCUUUGGGGAUGGAGUGUAUGAUCUCUGGAAGUGCCUCUCCAACACUGGCAAUCAACACUGUGACUAACAAGGUGGCGUUGUACAACACAGACCAGGAAGGGAGCGAUAGUCCAAGAAGCAGCCUUAACAACAGCCUGUCUGAUCAGAGUCUGGCCUCCGUCAAUCUCAACAGUGUGGGCAGUGUGCACAGCUACACACCGGUGACCACUCACCCAGAGCCCGUGUCCCAGUCCAUGAGCCUCCAGCAGCCCCCCCAGUCCCAGUACAACAUGCCCGACAGGGACAAGCAGCUCCUGUUCUCUGAAUUUGAAGAUCUCAGUGCCUCCUUCCGCAGCCUUUACAAGUCUGUUUUUGAGCAGUCCUUCAGCCAACAAGGUCUGAUGGGCAUACCGUCGGAUUCCUCCCAGCAGACCCACACCUCCUGCUCCUAUCAGCACUCCCCCAGUGGCACCAUUAGCACUCAGAACAGCCUGUCAAACAACCAACCCAACAGCCACCCCAACAGCCACUCCGCCAACAGUGGCCAGGUGCCCCUGUCCCAUCCGGCCCAGGCCCACCCCGGCCACGGAUCGCCCCACGCACAGCACCUCCCGCAGCAGCACGGCGGCCCCCACAACCAACACAACCAACACAGCCAACACGCCCAGCACAGCCAACACAGUCAGCUCCCACAGCACCCCCAGCACGCUGCGCACUCCCAGCACGGGCAGCACCCAUCGCAGCACCCGUCCCACGGCCAGCACCCACAGCAACACACGCCGCACCCCGCCCAACACGCGCAGCACAGCCAGCACCCUUCUCAACACGGACAGCAGCAUCCGAGCCUCUCCCACCAGCCCCAUCCUACCCAGCAACAGAUGGCCUGCAACACAGGUUUACUGUCUGACUGGUACCCAAAUCUGGAUGCACUGAAAGAAAGCUGUCGUAUUGCUAGCAGCUAUAACUGGGCUGAUGUCGACCUUUCACCUUUCCAAGGAUUGAGAGACAGCAUGAGACAAGCGGAGUUGAACAACUGGUCCCUGGAACCCACCCAGAUCGCCGACCUCUGCUCGUCCAUCAACCAGUUUUUUGCCCGCACCGGCGUAAUCCAGCCACAAGGGGCAGUGCAGUCUCCUGUUUGUCACGGCUCCAUGCACCCCAGCAAACCCAGCCAGCACCUCAACGCAGGAAAUCUCUACAUGGACACCAGACAGAGCAUGUCCAUGAUGGGGCCUCCAGGAUAUCCCCACAUGUCCCCCAUGAGCGGCGCAGGACCCACAAUGACAGGACACCAUGCACAGAUGAACCAGCAGCACAUGAUACCUACCAGAAACUUCCAGAUGCAUCGCAUGCCAGCUGAUGACAUCCAGGAUGACUUUGAUUGGGACUCCAUUGUCUAGCCGCUAGACCUCCUUUUUGCAAAACAAAAGGGAGCGAGGAGAGGAGGUGGAAGCCGGAGGAAGCCAGGCUGAGCUGAAAGGCCGCAAGAUGAGGAGGAGGAGGAGGAGGAGGAGGAGGAGGAGGAGGCCACUGUGGGUGGGAUGCAGAAGAACAUUUGACAAAGCUUUGGAGAGAGACAGACUUCAGAGUCCUGACAUUUUUACAAAAAGCAAAACAUAACUAGAAAAUGUUACUUUGAAGACAAUCAUAUUUAGUGGGACAUGUUAAAGUGAUUGCUUAUGUACUUGUCUAGAGACGAGUAGAACACAUUCACGUCUAAACCACAUGCUCCUCAGCUCCUCAGCCAGCCCUCUCUCUCCCCGUCCCUAGCCAGCAGCCUUCCAAAGCCCCGACCCCUCUCCCCCCCCCCCCCCGAACCCCCUGCUCCGUAACUGUUAUGUGAUUUGAGCGACGUGUUCAGCUUGUAAUUCUUCUCGUGUUGACAUUGGCCUCAGCUGCCUCUUGGAUGAGUUUAUCUCUCUUUUUUAUUUUGUUUUUUUUGUUGUUUUUAAGAAACAAAAGGCCGUCUCUGUGAGUAAUGUGAUGGUGCUCGUUGGUCACUUUUGGGAGAAAAAAGUGGGCCCCACUGUGGCUGAAUUGGUGGUAAAGUGAGGUUUACAAUAACUUUGAACAGGGUGUUAAAUGUUUAAGCAGGCUUGAUAUUAAACAAACCAAGAGAGAAAGUGAGAGAGAGAGAUCACAGAACGUAUCGUGAUGUGUUUUCAUAGCCAACCAAUGUGAUCAGGCUCGCUGCAAACAGACUAGUAAUGGGAGUACAGCAACUUUUUCUUUUCUUAGUUCUCUGUCUCAAGCACUUCAAGAACGAGUGGAUAUGACGAUGAGUGUGAGAGGAAGGUGAAAGCAGGGGAUCAGUCAAACAUUUCUUGUCUUUUUGAAUUCAUUCAACCCAAAGUAACUCGAGGUUUUUAGGUUCUCUGUGUGCAUCAUGUCGGUCAAUAAUUGCUUUACAAUCAGAAGCUGUUAUAAUGUGGAAUGCUAAACAAAUUCACAUCUAAUGGUAAAGUGCAUCAGUUUUAGGUGAGCAGCCUAUUGAUCAUUAAACAAGCCACCGUCAUUCAGAUACAAUGACGGUUAUGUUCUCGAUUAAUCGAUUAGUUUGGUCUAUAAAAUGUCAGAAAAUGGUGAUAAAUGUCGGUCAGUGUUUCCCAAAGCCCAAGAUGACGUCCUCAAAUGUCUUGUUUUGUCCAAAACUCAAA
This is a messenger RNA of Sebastes umbrosus (honeycomb rockfish), 3671 nucleotides long. It is a transcript of the gene foxj3, whose product is annotated as forkhead box J3. Bases 525 to 2414 code for a protein of 629 amino acids. NCBI's taxonomy places the organism in Eukaryota, Metazoa, Chordata, Actinopteri, Perciformes, Sebastidae. Gene Ontology annotation, cellular component: nucleus. Gene Ontology annotation, molecular function: RNA polymerase II cis-regulatory region sequence-specific DNA binding; DNA-binding transcription factor activity, RNA polymerase II-specific. The transcript is spliced from 12 exons. The record is from RefSeq and is a predicted model, not a curated record. Gene Ontology annotation, biological process: regulation of transcription by RNA polymerase II.